Anopheles darlingi is the source of this 845-nucleotide messenger RNA. RefSeq lists its product as uncharacterized. Bases 1 to 723 code for a protein of 240 amino acids. The transcript has 4 exons. NCBI's taxonomy places the organism in Eukaryota, Metazoa, Arthropoda, Insecta, Diptera, Culicidae. The record is from RefSeq and is a predicted model, not a curated record.
AUGUUGUUCCGGACACAGAUGUUGCUCGUCCCGCUACUGGUAGUACUGUUGUUUGGGAUCGGUUGCCGGGCGGAAGAAACGGCCACAGUGGAACCACCAGAACCGCUCGACUUCUCGUACACUCGGCUUUGGAAGUACGCGCAGCAGCAGUGCGAUUUGAAGGGAAUAACGCAAACAGAGUUCACCAAUUCCUGGCUAACGGUACGGCGUUGCCUAAAGGAUACGCUCGAUGUGGUGCAGCUGAACGAAGACUCGAUGCGAAUGGAUGCCUCGAACCAGGAAGUGAUCCUCACAAGACACUGUCCGAAGCUGUACGAAGGAGUCAAGUGCUUCGAUCCGUUCGUUGAACUCGUGCGAACCUGUGUCGAUGAGGAAAGCUUCGAGAUCUUCAGCUCCCUGCGAGCUUGGUUCCGUGACAUUCUGGACUUUCUCUGCGAGAGCAAUGGAACUAAUUUUGUGUACGACAAGAAGAAGCAUGAUGCGUGUACGCGUGACCUCAACGUGCACCUUAUCACAUGUGCAGCCGAAAACAUGAACUUCAUUAUCACGCCCCAACUGAACCGAAGGAACCUGUCCGAGGAGUUCUGCAACAUGCUUACUAAGGCGAAGGACUGUUUGCUGGGGAAACUGAAACCCUGCGAUGUGUUCGCAAACGGGGCCCGGCUUUUCUACAAAAACUUCAUCCAGAUCACCUCCUGUAAAGCCACAACCGAUCAGCAUUAAGCAGCGAGGAGAUUUGCAAUAAAUUAACGAUCCAAACAUUUAACUCUCUGUUUGUGUCACGGUUACCAUGGUCACGCUAGCACGCCUGUGCACGCUGGGAUGAGAAUACACCUGACGAGCGU